CUUAGAGAGAGAGAGAGGAAGAAUAAGAAGGGGAAGGAGGGGGGCGCGGGGUGGGGGGGUUAACUUUUAAAAUAUAAACUUAAUGACGCGACGAAUAAAAGCGCCGCGAAUUAAACAACAAAAAUGUCUCGAAAUCGCGGCGCGUGAGGGGAAAAUCGGCGAGAUUCCGCGGCGGCGGGGAGAGUUUUGCACGAUUUAGCCGUGAGGGAGAAGACGUGGCUGGUGGUGGUGGUGGGUGGUGGUUGAUGGUGGUGGUGGUUGUUGUUGUUGCUGCAAGUUCGCGGCAAUUUUGAACUCGCGGUGUUUGGGCCACUUCGGGUGGAGAGACAUGAGAUAAGAAGAUGGCGGCGGCGGUGGUGGUGGUGGCGAGCGGAGACCGCGGUGGUGGUGGUGGUAGUAGUUGUGGUGGUGGUUGUGGUGGUGGUGGUGGGGGUAGUGGUAGUGGUGGUGUAGGCUGUGGUUGUGGUGGGGGUAGUGGUCGUGGUAUAGGCUGUGGUGGUGGUGGUUGUGGUAGUGGUGGUGGUGGUAGUGGUGGUGUAGGCUGUGGUGGUGGUGGCGGUAGUGGUGGUGGUAGUGGUGGUAUAGGCUGUGGUGGUGGUGGUGGUAGUGGUAGUGGUGGUGUCGGCUGUGGUGGUGGUAGUGGUGUAGGCUGUGGUGGUAGUGGUGGUGUAGGCUGUAGUGGUGGUAGUGGUGUAGGCUGUGGUGGUGGUAGUGGUAUAGGCUGUGGUGGUGGUAGUGGUGUAGGCUGUGGUGGUGGUAUAGGCUGUGGUGGUGGUGGUGGCUCUGGUGGUGGUAGUGGUGGUAGUAGUGGUGGCUGUGGUGUAGGCUCUGGUGGUAGUGGUGGCUAUGUAGGCUGUGGUAGUGGUGGUGGCUGUGGUGUAGGCUCUGGUGGUAGUGGUGGCUAUGUAGGCUGUGGUAGUGGUGGUGGCUGUAGUAGUGGUGGCUGUAGUGGUGGCUGUAGUGGUGGCUAUGUAGGCUGUAGUAGUGAUGGUGGUGGUAUCGUGACAGCGAGAACAACAACAUCGCUGCCACUGCCGGCUACGGUUGUCCUUAAAAAUGAACUCGACUACGAUGACGACGACGAUAAUGAAGAUGCUGAUGAUGCCGAGGAUGAAGAUGCUGAGGAUGCUGAUGAUGAUCGACGUCUGAGGGCUGCUGCUGCUGUUGCUGCGGAGACUUUGGAUCUGAGCGCUGUGGAGAGAGACGCGUUGCCCCACCGCAGCAGGAGCUCGGCGGAGGCCAACAAGGAGGCGCCCAAGGGCCUGCCGAAGAUGGAGGAGCGGCCGGAGGACCGGCUCAUCCGAGAAAAGCUCAAGAGCACCUGCAUGCCGUCGUGGAAGCACGAGUGGCUCGAGAAGAAGGGCAAGAGGGGGCCCAUGGUGGUGAAGCCGCCGGCUGCGUUGGAGCCGUCCAGGGGUGCCGAGGGGCGGACGGACGGCAAGGCGGAGCGAAGGAAGCGCAGCCCCUCGCCGUGUUCCACCAACGGGGCCAGCGGCGGCGGCGGCAGCAGCCGGCCCGCGCUGUCUCCCGGCGAGCGUAAGCGCCGUACGUCGCCCGCGCCGAGCGGACGGGUGACCCCUCCGCGGCGCGCCCCCUCUCCCGACGGGCUGUCCCCCUACGGCCCCGAGGAGACGCAGCGGCGAGUCAGCAUGGUGAUGCGCGCGCGCCUCUACCUGCUGCAGCAGAUCGGACCCAACUCGUUCCUCAUCGGCGGGGACUCUCCCGACAACAAAUUCCGCGUCUUCAUCGGCCCCCAGACGUGCAGCUGCGGCCGUGGCACCUUCUGCGUGCACGUGCUGUUCGUCAUGCUCCGCGUGUUCCAGGUGGAGGCCACCGACCCCAUGCUGUGGCGCAAAACACUCAAGAACUUUGAGGUUGAGAGCCUCUUCCAGAAGUACCACACGCGCCGCAGCUCGCGCAUCAAGGCGCCGUCCCGCAGCGCCAUCCAGAGGAUGGUGGGGCGCAUGAGCACCUCGCAGGCCGCCUCCUCGUCCGCCGCGGCCAACGCCCAGACGCUGGCCGGCGCCGACGGCAGCAAGGACGAGGCAGAAGAGCAGACGUGCCCCAUCUGCCUGCUCGAGAUGCUGGACGAGGAGAGCCUCACCGUGUGCGAGGACGGCUGCCGAAACAAACUACACCACCACUGCAUGUCCAUCUGGGCAGAGGAGUGCCGCAGGAGCCGCGAGACGCUCAUCUGCCCUCUCUGCCGCUCCAAGUGGCGCUCCCACGAGUUUCACAGUUAUGAGGCCUCCAGCUCGGUCGACGCCCAGCCGCAGGCCCAGGUGCAGGCGCCGCCACCACCGCAGUCCCCGCACGGCGCCACCGCUGCCGCCAACAACCGGCAGAUGGACAACGAGGCGGCGCUGCUCCACUAUGGCGCCCAGCCCAUCCCCGUGGCGUACCGCGGCAUCGCCGAGCCCUGGAGCCAGGUGUUUGGCGUGGAGCUGGUGAGCUGCCUCUUCUCGCGCCACUGGAACAUCCGCGAGAUGGCCAUGCGCCGCCUCUCCCACGACGUCACCGGCUCGCUGCUCCUCGCCAACGGGGAACUGCGCGGCGCCUCCGCCAACGACGGCAGCGGCGGCGCCGCCGGCGGCGGUGCCGGCGGCGGGGGAGGAGCGGGGGGAGGAGGAGGGGGGGGAGCGGAGGGCGGCCCCCGGGACGGGCCGUCGGACCGCUCGGCGGGGGCCGUGAUGGAGUGCUGCUGCAGCGUGCUGUCCAUGGUGUGCGCCGACCCCGUCUACAGGGUCUACGUGGCCGCGCUGAAAACGCUGCGCGCCAUGCUGGUGUACUCCUUCUGCCAGAGCCUGGCGGAGCGAGCGCGUCUCCAGAGGCUGCUGAGGCCCGUGGUGGAGGCCCUACUGGUCAAGUGCGCCGACUCGCACAGUCGGACGAGCCAGCUGUCCAUCUCAAGCCUCCUGGAGCUCUGCAAGGGACAGGCCGGGGAGCUGGCGGUGGGCAGGGAGCUGCUCAACUCUGUGUCGCUGGGCCUCGGAGGCCUGGACUUUGUGCUCGGCUGCAUCCUGGGCGCCCAGACCUACUACGCCAACUGGCAGGCGCUGCUCGGACGCCUCUGCUUCAUCGACCGCCUGCUGCUCGAGUUCCCCACCGAGUUCUACCCCCACGUGCUCGCAGAGGGCGAGGGGGGCACAGAGGGCAUCGCCCUGGACAGGUAUGACAAGCUGCUGUCCCUGCUGAACUUCACGCUCAAGUCGCUGGACAGCUCCCACUCGGUGGUGGGGAAGGUGUCGGGCCGCGUCGUGCUGGGCGCCGCCCGCAUGGUGGCGCAGGUGCCCCACGUCUACCAGCGGCUCGUCGAGAUGCUCGGCGAGACGGGCAGCCACCCGCACCCGCACCAGCAGCAGCAGCAGCAACAGGGCCAGCAGCAGCAGCACGUGCACUACCACCCGCAGCUCCAGCUGCAGAUGCAGCAGCCGUUCUUCCAGCUGCACAACGCGCCGCCGCACCACCACGACGCGAGCACGGCGCGCCUGCAGCGCCGGCUGCUGAGCCUGGCGGAGGAGAUGGGCGUCCUCGACUGCAUACAGGCUCGUGACGACGCGGGCGACGGGCGAUUCGAAGGCUUCGUCGAGCCGUCGGCCCCCCACAACUCCCCCGCGGGCACCGCCCGCUCCACCCCCACCGCCUCCCUCCGCAGCGGGGGGGCGGCGGUGGGGGGGGGCCUCCCCCCACCGCCACUCCCUCCUCCCGCGCCCUUCGCGCCGGAGACGGCCUCCGGGCUGCUCUUCUACGACACGGCCAUGCCCGCGGCGUCGGGCGCCGUCACCAGGAACCCCGCGGUUGCUUCGGCGUCGUCGUUGGCGGCGGCGGCGUCCGCCCCCCGGGCCACCCCCAAAGACGUCAAAGCGCGGGACGGCAAGCCCGGCGCGCUGGGCGCGGCGCCGGUCGCUCUCGCCACGGCCGGCGCCGACGCACCGGCCUUGGCGAGCGCCGUGGGGCAGCCGCCUUCGUCUGUCGCGGGGGGUGGCGUCCCCAAGACUCAUCAGCCGCCGGUAGCGGCGGGAGCAGCAGGUGGCGCCAGCGCUCCGUGCGGUUACUCCGGCCAGCACGGCACAAGGACUCAACCGCAGCAGCAGCACGUGGAUAGGAGCCCCGGCACGCUCGCAAAGACGGACAGGUCUGCCGGCGCCGUGCUACCACCGGCGCCCGGCGACGCUCACUGCGGCCCGGCCUCGGUGAGAAACAAGUCGGCAGCGGCGGCGACGCCGUCGGUCAAGCACAACGCCGGCGGCGCAACGGCAGCGGCGUCUGCGUCGUACCCCAGCCUGGUGCCGUUUGCCGAAACCGGCGGCGGAGGAGCCGACGAGAAAGGCGCCGUCGCAGCCAGGCCGGCCGCGGACUGGCACGGUGGCUCGCAGGCGGCGGGCGAGACGAGGGGGCGGGCGCCGGGCGCCGGCAAGCAGACGGCGGGGGGGUCGGCGACGGCGUCGUCGGGGUGGAAGGACGUCGGCAGGCCGGGAGCGGCACCGGGCGCCAGGCCCCAGCCGCCGCCCCUCGCCGUGAAGCCGCACAUCGAGCGCGGCUCUCCCGAGCGGCAGAAGAGGCCGAGCGCGUCGCAGCCCCGGCAGCAGCAGCAGAGCCAGGGGGGCGCCGGCGGCACCGCUCACCGGGCGGCGUCGGUGGCGCCGCUCGCCGCCAAAGAGGAACGACCGUGCGAGCCGGAGGGCCACGGCAGUGACUCGCGGUCGGCGCCGGUGCCGGAGACCGCGUCCCGGCAGGCAUCCGGGCGCAAGUGCAAAGACCGCGGCUGCAAGCGCAGGGACCCGAAGGAGCUUGCGGGCAAGGAGCCCCGUGGCGCCGGCGUUACCGGCGCCGGUGGCGGCGUCGGUUCGUGGCUGCAGAACGGUGUCGGCGGGAUGUCGCCGGGGCAGGGACGGGUGCAGCGGAGCGACGACGACGACGACGGUGACGACGGUGGGGAGCAGGAGGAGGAGGAGGACUCUGAGACGGUGCGUUUGGGUGCCGGCGACGAUCGUCACGGCGUGACGUUCCACUCCGAGGUCGCCAUGACGAUGAGCCCGGACGGCGGGGCGGAGCCGGGAGACUCGUACCGCGAGGAGGUGGAACGGGACCAGCUGUGCAAGGAGAAGGUGGAGCAGGAGGAGGAGGAGGCGCUGGCGAUCGUCAUGGCCAUGUCGGCGUCGCAGGACGCGCUGCCCGUCAUCCCGCAGCUGCGGCCCGUGGGCACCCUGGACAUCAUCCUCGUGCAGACCGAUGGGAUGGAGAAGAUCCCAGGCCACGGAAAGGCCCGUCAGCCGUACCGGGAGGGUGCCGAGUGGUUCAAGGGCCAGCAGAUCGGCAUGGGGGCCUUCUCCUCCUGCUUCCAGGCACAGGACGUUGGCACCGGCACGCUCAUGGCCGUCAAACAGGUGACGUACGUGCGCAACACGGCGUCGGAGCAGGAGGAGGUGGUGCAGACGCUGCGCGAGGAGAUCCGCCUCAUGAGCCGGUUGGACCACCCGCACAUCGUGCGCAUGCUGGGUGCCACGUGCGAGAAGAGCAACUACAACCUCUUCAUCGAGUGGAUGGCCGGUGGCUCGGUGGCUCACCUGCUCAACAAGUACGGCCCCUUCAAGGAGCCCGUGCUGCUAAACUACGUCGAGCAGCUGCUGCGGGGCCUCUCCUACAUCCACGAGAACCUCAUCAUCCACCGAGACAUCAAAGGAGCCAACCUGCUGAUCGACAGCACGGGCCAGCGGCUAAGGAUUGCAGACUUUGGGGCUGCAGCCCGCCUCGCGUCCAAGGGGACGGGUGCCGGGGAGUUUCAGGGACAGCUGCUGGGCACCAUCGCCUUCAUGGCGCCAGAGGUGCUGCGUGGGCAGCAGUACGGGCGCAGCUGCGACGUGUGGAGCGUGGGCUGCGUCGUCAUCGAGAUGUCGGGAGCCAAGCCUCCUUGGAAUGCCGAGAAGCACUCCAACCACCUGGCUCUCAUCUUCAAGAUCGCGAGCGCAUCCACGCCGCCCGCCAUCCCGGCCCACCUGUCUCCCGGCCUGCGCGACAUCGCGCUGCGCUGCCUGGAAAUCCAGCCGCUGGACCGGCCGCCCACUCGGGAGCUGCUCAAGCACCCGGUCUUCCGGACGUGGUGACCGCUCACCACCAGCUCCACCAAACUCACUCAAGCACCUAGUCUCUGCUGGACGUGGUGACCACUCACCACCACCACCACCCUCUCACUCAAGCACUUGGAUGUGGAGACCGCCCACCACCACCACCCUCACUCAAGCACCUGGUCUCUUCUAGACGUGGUGACCCACCACCACCCUCACUCAAGCACCUGGUUUCUUAUGGACGUGGUGACCGCUCACCACCAGCUCCACCAAACUCACUCAAGCACCCGGUCUUCCGGACGUGGUGACUGCUCACGAGCACCACCACCCUCACUCAAGCACCUGGUCUCUUCUGGACGUGGUGGCCGCCCACCACCACCACCCUCACUCAAGCACCUGGUCUCUUCUGACCGCUCACCACCACCACCACCCUCACUCAAGCACUCAGUCAGGCAAGAGGGGGGAGGGCGGUGCCCACCGUUCACCUUUGACUCCCCACCCUGCCUGCCCAGCGGUCCCGCUUGCUUGGCUGCCUGCCCGUCUCGGAUGCAGGAGCCAGUGGCUUUCCCAGUACGCUACCUCACACAUCUUCUCUCUGGCGGUCUCGCUCUCUUUCGUCGUCAUUCCAUCGGUGAGCGAUCCGUGUUUUUAGUGUCCUGUGAAGAGAGAAAAAAAAACGUCUUGUCAAUGUUCGAUUUGUCCUUUUAAAAAAAGAUGCUUUGCCCAUUCAUGUUGACGUCGGUUUGCCAGCGUUUUGUUUCACUCUGGAGGACACGGGAACGAUGCCCAGCUGAUCUGAGAGAACAGCUGUGGGUCGUUCAGGCCUGAGUUUUUUUUAUUUGCCUGAUGACACCGGGCCGGGGAGGGGGGUCGGAGGCGUCUUGACAAACAUGAAAAAAAAAGAUGCGUCGUGUUAAUUUUCCAUGUUUUUUUAGCCGCGACCUCAAUCGAACUUUGUAAAUUCUAAGAAAACUAAACGAGGAGGGGUACCUUUUUUUCCCCACCUCGUCACGGUCGCUUCCCUGGCGCAGCGUGAGAUGGAGAGGGGGGAGGGGGGGGGAAAACAAAUCGUUUAAUAUUUUGGAGAAACUCUGCGCGGCUGCCGAAAGCGAUUUCUUUUUAAACGAGUGUUUGCCCGUAGUUUUAUCGGAGGCGUGCCUUGACCUCGACGAACUCCGUCUCAGCCCUCGCGAGGCGAUCCACCAACCCUCGCUGCCACCUCCACGGGUGCCCGGGUCACAGGCAGCAACGUGCAGGGCUUCACAGAUACACCCCCCCCUCCCUCCCCGAUUCACCUUCGCCGUUCUUUCUGUGAAUCCAUUCCGCCGUUGGCUCCGGGGAACCGUCGUCAGGAAGGGAUCGGGUCAUUGAUCAGCUUUGCACCUUUGCAGUCAUAAUAUCUUUUUUAUUACAAAAUAUUGUAUUUAUACUGCAGGAGGAAUCCGAUGAGCUAUGAAGCUCUUUUUGUGACAGAUGCCCGGUUACAGGGGGCACGGGGUAAGAGCGUCACAACAGCAAACAGUACAAGGGAUGCAAAUCAUCCAAACACGUACAAACACAACGCUAAACCAUCCCCAUCCUACCAGGGAAAGCCCACUGAGGUAUUAACUUCAUUUUCAGAAGCGACCCAGCCAUCGCAAAUGAUAGUCACUCAACAAAGUGGCCCAUCGUUUGGACAUUUAUAGCACCUACGUUGAAGAGAGAGAGAGAGAGACAGCAAUGUUGCAGAGGUUCCCGUCGGCGAUAAUUUUUUUCAUUCUAGAGACGGGGGGGGGGGGGUCCACCUCCAACCUCUGGAGCCUUUUCAGGGCGAGCGAGAGUCUCUUUGUGCGUGGCUCUAUGCUGUUGGGGGGGCCAGACCCCACGGCGUUGGUGUUUGUAAAGUGCAUUUUAUAUAUAUACACACACACACACAAACACACGAUUGAACCACUUUUUUAAAGCUUCCCCUGUAUUAAGAAAAGGGCUAGAAUUUAAAUCUAUGCAAUUGCGCGAAUGGACUUCACCCUCCUCAAGCAAUAGUGACGAACCCUUAACUGUCGAGAGAGCAAUGUCUUUUCUCCAUCACGAGCGUUUGUCAGGGGAUCCUCAAGCGGGAGGAGGGCCACGACCGAGAUCUGCGAGACCUUUGCUCGAGGUUCUUUCGCGGCCAGUCGCUGUAAAACUUUACGGGUUGGGCCAGGAUUUGGCUAAUGUUCACCGGAUGAUUAAACCAGCAGGGGGGAGCUGAGGUUUGUCAGCGACGCCCCAAACGAGCGCCAAUUAUUUUCCGAGCAAGGGAGGCAACAAAACCCCGGUCGGCUUCCACGGAACGUCCGUCACCGUGAGCGUCCGGCGCUCGCUCCGGAUCUUUGGUGGCCACUUGAAGUGUCUCCAGGAAGCGCUCCAGAUCCUUGGUGGUCACGUGAAGUGUCUUGAAGCGCUCCGGAUCCUUGGUGGUCACGUGAAGUGUCAUGAAGCGCUCCGGAUCCUUGGUGGUCACGUGAAGUGUCUCCAGGAAGCUCUCCGGAUCCUUGGUGGUCACGUGAAGUGUCUUGAAGCUCUCCAGAUCCUUGGUGGUCACGUGAAGUGUCUUGAAGCUCUCCAGAUCCUUGGUGGUCACGUGAAGUGUCUCCAGGAAGCGCUCCGGAUCCUUGGUGGCCACGUGAAGUGUCUUGAAGCGCUCCGGAUCCUUGGUGGUCACGUGAAGUGUCUCCAGGAAGCUCUCCAGAUCCUUGGUGGUCACGUGAAGUGUCUUGAAGCGCUACGGAUCCUUGGUGGUCACGUGAAGUGUCUUGAAGCGCUCCGGAUCCUUGGUGGUCACGUGAAGUGUCUCCAGAAAGCGCUCCAGAUCCUUGGUGGUCACGUGAAGUGUCUUGAAGCUCUCCGGAUCCUUGGUGGUCACGUGAAGUGUCUCCAGGAAGCGCUCCGGAUCCUUGGUGGCCACGUGAAGUGUCUUGAAGCGCUCCGGAUCCUUGGUGGUCACGUGAAGUGUCUCCAGGAAGCGCUCCGGAUCCUUGGUGGUCACGUGAAGUGUCUUGAAGCUCUCCGGAUCCUUGGUGGUCACGUGAAGUGUCUCCAGGAAGCGCUCCGGGUCCUUGGUGGUCACGUGAAGUGUCUUGAAGCGCUCUGGAUUCUUGGUGGUCACGUGAAGUGUCUUGAAGCGCUCGGGAUCCUUGGUGGUCACGUGAAGUGUCUUGAAGCGCUCCGGAUCCUUGGUGGUCACGUGAAGUGUCUCCAGGAAGCGCUCCGGAUCCUUGGUGGUCACGUGAAGUGUCUUGAAGCUCUCCGGAUCCUUGGUAGUCACGUGAAGUGUCUCCAGGAAGCGCUCCGGGUCCUUGGUGGUCACGUGAAGUGUCUUGAAGCGCUCGGUAUCCUUGGUGGUCACGUGAAGUGUCUUGAAGCGCUCCGGAUCCUCGGUGGUCACGUGAAGUGUCUUGAAGCGCUCCGGAUCCUUGGUGGCCACGUGAAGUGUCUUGAAGCUUAUUCUUAGGUUUUUUCGGUAAAGUCGCGUAGGUAAAAACAU
This is a messenger RNA of Lethenteron reissneri (Far Eastern brook lamprey), 9570 nucleotides long. RefSeq names its product mitogen-activated protein kinase kinase kinase 1-like. The record is from RefSeq and is a predicted model, not a curated record. Gene Ontology annotation, molecular function: protein kinase activity; ATP binding; zinc ion binding. Lineage: Eukaryota; Metazoa; Chordata; Hyperoartia; Petromyzontiformes; Petromyzontidae. Gene Ontology annotation, biological process: protein phosphorylation.